AAAAUUCUCUCAGCUGUCCUUAAACUUUUAAGAUCUGUGAAAAUUAGUAACAAAUUAAGAAGACGUCGAGCGUGGCAGAAAAAAAAAUUGAACGGGUUUAAAAUGUCGAACGGGAAAUCGUCAAACAAAUGAACAAUUUCGAAAAGUAAUGCAAAUUUGCCGACGUCGAAGUUCACAUAAUGGAAGAAGUGGAGAUUAUUCCGAUUCGGAUUCAGAUUCCAAUGAAUCCGAUUCAAAUGAAGAUUUAUUUGAUAAAAAAUUUCUCUCCGGUGGUAGUAAACGCAAAAAUAGUCAAUCGAAUAAAAAUGGAUCCAAUUAUCGAGAGAGAUUCGGAAUGAGGCAAAAAAGACACGAGGAGAAAUCCAGUUUUCGAGAUAAUAACAUGGAUCAUCGUUCUUAUGGGGAUAAAAAUAUUUUAAAUCGCAAUAAAAAUUUGCAAAACUAUAGUUCUUUUAAUCAGGACGGCGAAAAUCGAAAAUCAAUUUGCGUCAUUCAAUGUUUUUUCAACGAAUUGAAUUUGGUAGAUCAAAGAGGUUUUCCAGAAAUUAAUUCCGUCUCUGAAAUAAUGACCGAAAAUAUAAUGGAUCCGGAAUUACGUGAUUUCGUGGAAGAAUCAAUUUUCGAGUGUUUUCAAUAUUUGCAAAAUAAUCGAAAUCAAGACAAAUGUAAAUUUUCACAAAAUUUACUCUCUUGCCUCUCCGACAAAGGCAGCGAGAGAUGCGACGACUGGAAUGACGAUUAAGUAUGAAAUUGUCCCUGACAAGAGAAAAUAAAACUUUACUUAUUAUUUAAAUCAAUAAAAAUAAAUACGUAAAAAUAAAAUGAAUAAUAA
Molecule: messenger RNA, 832 nt
Organism: Leptopilina heterotoma
Lineage: Eukaryota; Metazoa; Arthropoda; Insecta; Hymenoptera; Figitidae
Gene: Obp59a
Product: general odorant-binding protein 71
Exons: 6
Coding region: 149-742 (197 amino acids)
Molecular function (GO): odorant binding
Source: RefSeq, a predicted model, not a curated record